AUGCUGAGGCGGCUGUCGAGCUCAUUGCAUGCUCUCCGACAACAACUCCAUCAGGGCAAACUCGGAACCCACGUUGGUCUCGUGAAGCUCUCAAGCUGCGACCGCCCGAACGUCUUCGCUGAAACGACAUUCGCUGAUUUCCCUCUUGAUGAACGGCUUCGAAGAGGAUUGGAGGCUGCCCUCGGGAAGUCGUACGUCACGCCAGUGCAGCACGAGGUUUUGUCCCGGCACCUGCCAGACAAGGAGCAAAGCGCCCGGCAAGCUGACCUACUGCUGCAGGCUCCGACUGGCACGGGUAAGACAAUCGCCUUCCUGCUGCCAGCGUUGCAGCGACUCCUCCUUCUGGAGGAUGCCAGACGAGCUGGAAAAGCCGCGCCAGAGGGCGUCCUGACGCUGGUGGUGGCACCGACAAGGGAGCUCGUGCUGCAGUCAGCCAAGGUCGCGAGCCGACUCUUGCAGUUCAGCGGUGGCCAGGUUCGGAGCUCCUUCGUGGCCGGCAGCUUUUCUCUUGAGGAAGACAUCAACCGCCUCAGGGAAGACAUGCCGCAGCUUCUUUUCGCAACUCCCUGGCGUUUGGCGCGUCAUCUCCAAACCACGCCGCACUUUGUGAGUGCGUUGCAGUCAGUGGACCUGCUGGUCUUAGAUGAAGCAGAUCGUCUGCUCGACCCAUCUUUUGUCUACAAGGUGGACUAUCUCAUCCGGUGCCUUCCAACUCCAAGGCCCCGAAUGGUUCUUUGCUCAGCCACGUUCAGCGAGCCCCUGCGCAAGUUCGCCAUUCGAUCACUUCGAGCGAACCUGGAAGUGAUCCGCCUGGGCUCGAAGGAGCCCUCUCCUGGACAGGCGAGCACCGAAGUCGCCGAAGUCGCAGCUCCUGUGCAACAGGUACUUGUCCGGUAUAAGGCCGAGGAGUUCCUGACCACUCUUCAUGCCACACUGGAGCGAGAGAUGGGCCAGGAAGGGCAAAUGCGCCGGGUGCUGGUGGUCUUUCCUACAGUGCGCUGGCUCCAGUUCUUCUACGUCCUUCUAAAGCAUCGGGCCCACAUGUCCGGACUUUUCGCCUUGCAUCGAAGCCUCUCCGAUGAUCGGCGCCGGGCACGAGCGCUUCGCUUCUCCAAGGGCGCUCCGGCGAGCCGGGGUGCGUUGUUCGCGACGGACCUGGCCUCUCGGGGCAUGGACUUCGAUGUGCACGCGGUGAUCCAGGUGGGCCCUCCCAGCGACCGUGAGCAGUACGUCCACCGAGCCGGCCGAACAGGACGGCUUGCAUCGCAAGGGCGAUCUGUGCUUUUGCUCAACCCCGUGGAGCUGAUGGUGCUGAAGGAACUGGGAACCUUCGAGGAGGAGCAGGUGCAGGCCUCCGCCUGCUCUCAUCAAGCGCUGAGCAGCAUGCAUGGUUGGUGGGAGGAUGCCAGCUUGUCGGCCUCCGGUCACCUUUUCUUCGCCAGCGCGAUUGCAUUCUACUUGAAUGAAAGCCAGCGUCUGCGUGCCAGGGCAGUGGAUGUGGCACGGCUGGCCUGUGUUGCGCAUCACUACUGCUCUGCAGAGGUCGUCGUGAUUCGCUUUGGAGCACACAUUGUGGCAGGCCGUGCGGGAAGCCUCGACAGCUCCCUUAGCCCCGGACAACAGCAGAACUUUCUAGGAAACACAUUGGACAUGACUCUGCACACCAAGAAAGCCAACAAUGAGCAAGAGAGCUCAACAGACAAGGAUCUGGUUGGGCCCUCGCCAGUGGCCAGAGCCCUGCGAGCGCUUUGCAGGGGAAUGGAAGGCCACCCGACAUGGGAGUACCGCCUCUGGACGGACGAUGAUGCCGGGGAGGAGCUGAGAGGUCAUCCGGGCCUCGCCAAGGCCUAUGAGGCAGCUGACAAUCCCGCAGAGAAGAGCGACAUUCUCCGUUUGGCAAUCAUUCUUCGUCAUGGUGGUUUGUACGUCGACGUGGACUUCGAGUGCUUGAAGCCUUUGGAUGUGCUGCACAGCCGAGCCUCAUUCUACUGCGGUCUCUCGAACGUCGGCGCAGUCGAGGUGAACAACGGCCUCUUCGCUGCUACCGCGGGGCAUCCGCUGGUUUCCUACCUUUGCGAUCAUCUGGGAAAACCGUGGCCUGAGUGGGGACAGGACGAUGUUGACCCCAAAGAGGCUGUCGCAUAUCAGAUCCAGAGGUCUGGAAUGCUAGAGAUGCCAUCUCUGCAGGCUGGUGGCCAGGCCGCGUUUCUUGCCACCACCGGACCGGGAUUCUUUACCCGUGGCCUUGUCAAAGGCUUGCGCUUGCUCAGAGGUCAGCGAGACCUGGGGCCUAUGUUGGUGUGCCCACCGGAGGUUUUCUAUCCUUUGCCCAAUACGGAGCGGGGAGUGCCUGAUGCGGAGUUUAGGAUGCCGUCCUCGCUGGCGGUGCAUCAUUGGUUCAGGACUUGGAGCGAAGCUGAGAGAACGGAAGCAGAAGAGAACACCGCGGUGCUGAAAAGAAGUGGGGCCUUCCUUCAGAGCGAAGGGCGCAAUGAUGGCCUGCCGUGGCGGAGGCAGGCAGACGAUGUGGAAGGAUUCCUCGCCUUCCUGAAUCGCUCUCGGCAAAGGUACGAGGAGGCUAUACGGGAGGCCGAAGCCGAGAAGGUGGAGGCUUGCGCAUCUCCCUUCGAGUGGGCGUGCGAAGACGAAGAGUCCUCCCCAACCGAGCUGCCCCUUCCUGACAGCACGGAAGAAGCCUCGGACAGGAGCGAUGUGGCAGAAGCUCUGCAGGACCUGCCCGAGGAUGGUUGCGAGGCGGAAGGAGAGCUUCGACUGCCAUCUGCAGACCCAUCGUCCCAAGAGGCGAAGGAAGUCUCGCAGGACAACGCCAAAGCAACGCUGGAAGAUCCGCCGGAGAACGUGCAGGAUGGUUGCGAGGCGGAAGGAGAGCUUCAACUGCCAUCUGCAGACCCAUCGCCCCAUGAGGCGGAGGAAGUCUCGCAGCACAACGCCAGAGCAACGCUGGAAGAUCCGCCGGAGAACGUGCAGGAUUCCGAGAUUGAAGUCCUUGGACCGGCAUUGGCCGAUCCCGAGCGCUUCGACGAGGAGGACUCCGUUGAGGCCGAUGGCGAUGGCGGUGGCGUGGAGCCGGAGGAUGUGAAGGCGCACUUGGCAAAGCGGCGAAAGCGCCUCGCAACGCAACUCUUUGCGGUGCCCGGUCGCAGACGGAGGAUGCUGGCGGAGUCCUGGCCCAAGGACUCCCAUGCCGUGAAUGCCAAGGUCGAGCUGCAUCAGGGACUGAAGCAGGAGGUUCCGAUCAAGAGGGAGGCUGUAAAGCGCGAGCUGGCUGCUUUCCCUUCCGAUCCAAGUAGUGCAGAUGAGCCCCCGGGUGCGCUGCUGAAGCGACGCAGACGAGGUGGUGCCGGUGCAGAGAGAUCCCAGGCUGAUGCAGUCGGCGACAUGACUCCAGGGAAUGCAGGCCGCAUGAUGCAAGGGCUGCCACAUGCUGACCUGCUCCGCUUGGCCGGCCAGCUGGAGCACCGCUACCUGGGCGCCUCCGAGUGGCAGUCUGUGCCAGUGGUUGUGUAA
This is a messenger RNA of Symbiodinium sp. CCMP2456, 3528 nucleotides long. The record is from the annotation of a GenBank genome assembly. NCBI's taxonomy places the organism in Eukaryota, Dinophyceae, Suessiales, Symbiodiniaceae.